AUGGACGCGGGCAACACCCUCAAGCUCUCCGGUGAAGGAAAACCGUCGGACAACAUGUCUUACUCCCUUGAGAGAUACCUCAACACCCCGGGGGAUGUAACGGAGCGGCUGCUUCGAGGACAACGUGACGUCGGUGACGUGAAGGCCCGGCUGAGAACCGCCAUGGGGAAGAUGAACCGUCUGGCCGAUGAAGUCUCACCGACCUUGCAAGACUCGAGUUCUUCGUCUUAA
Messenger RNA from Dichotomopilus funicola, 231 nucleotides. RefSeq lists its product as uncharacterized. The coding region runs from base 1 to 231 and encodes 76 amino acids. The record is from RefSeq and is a predicted model, not a curated record. NCBI's taxonomy places the organism in Eukaryota, Fungi, Ascomycota, Sordariomycetes, Sordariales, Chaetomiaceae. The transcript is spliced from 2 exons.